Stylophora pistillata is the source of this 1209-nucleotide messenger RNA. RefSeq lists its product as uncharacterized. NCBI's taxonomy places the organism in Eukaryota, Metazoa, Cnidaria, Anthozoa, Scleractinia, Pocilloporidae. The record is from RefSeq and is a predicted model, not a curated record.
GACUUAGCGCAUGGAAAAUAGUUUCAACCCGAAGAACUGUUCUAAAAUAGAUAAAGAUGGCAGGUCGACCGAUUUUUCUGCCACAGGUGAAAACGGGGUCUCAAAUGUUUUAUGUUCAACUUGUUGAAUAUACUACAUGCCGACCACCUAGAAAUAUAAAUAUGGCCACGAAAAUAUGAUGAUUUGCAUUGCGACUUCAUAGUCAAACAUUAGUCCUCUAGACUCGUAAAACUGAUUUAUAUCAAUCCGUUUUAGAGAUUUUGAGAGAGGUUGACCGGUUAGAACAUCUAUGACGGUCAUUGUAUAAGCAUGCUAACUGAUAUUUUUUAAAAGGACCACGUGUUGAGAUAUAAAUAAUUCAAUCGCGCAAAACGAGGAGAACUAACAAUUUUUCUCGUUAAGGCUAACAAUUAGGAAUCUCUUCCCAGGCCACACUUGAAAAUAUUAAAAAGCCUAACCUUGGAAAAUUCAAAAGAAGACCUUGAAUCAUCUCUCUAGCUCUUGUGGUUGUAUCAGUGAACCUUUUUUGCAUCAAAUAUGCUGAACAAAUUUUCUUUUCAUUUAAUUGUCAUCUUGUCGGUGUUAGUUAUCGCAGGUCACUCAGGGAGUAUCGCAAAGGUUGUUGACCACAGUAAAGGAGUGUACAUGCAUGAUCAUCCCGAUUUCCCAUCAUUCACAGGAGGGCCUGGUGGUCCAUACCGCACUCACUACCUUCAUUCUCGGUUUGGAAUUGGUCACAGACGGAGGCGCGCAGUUAAGCACGAGGAAAGUAACCUACAAAUGCUGAGACCUGAAAAGAGGGAAGAUGGAUUCUGAUCGGUCCAGGAAAUCCUCACUUUAUAACUUAUUCACGGCUACUCCUUUAUACAGAACUUAAAAGAUCAUCGGAUAUGAGAGAAGCGUUUAAAGAAGAUCUGACCGGAAUCACGAAAUAUGAUUACUAGACUCUAAACACUUUUGCACGACUAGUGCAGUCUGCGGUUACAAGAGGACAUAAUAUCUUGGCAGUUAUUGUUGUAUAUCAUAUUACUUACAUCUUAAUUAACGUCUCUAAUUCUAGACAAGUGUUCCACGCCGGAUUUGGUAAUAUUCAUUAUUUAUUACAUGCAAUUUUAAAGUAACUCUUGACGAGAUAUCAUUGGCUUUGCUUCACACUAGAUCACACUCUCGACCAAUCAGAUGUAAAUAAAAGCUAUUGUGUCUGGUUCA